Messenger RNA from Lachancea sp. 'fantastica', 498 nucleotides. The record is from the annotation of a GenBank genome assembly. Lineage: Eukaryota; Fungi; Ascomycota; Saccharomycetes; Saccharomycetales; Saccharomycetaceae.
AUGGCACCUAUAGAGGCUCCACAGCUGGCGAUCCCAGGGCAGCCAUUUCCUGAAAGUUCAGGGCUUUCCAAUGACGGUCUCACGGCGCCAAACGGCCCAGAAAUGGUUCAGCAACAGCAGGUGCGUCAAAGAAGUGAUAUGGACGAGAAAUUCGAUGAAUUCUUGGGUCUCAUGGGUCGACACCCUGUUCUAACAGGCGUGGGUGGGUUUUUAGGACUAUAUUUUGCCGCUGGUGCUUUCAAAAGCGUUUCCAGAAUGCUGGGAGGCGGGAAAACGGGAGUGCAAUUCUUGAAAGGUGGAUUCGACGGGAAGAUGAACUCUAAGGAGGCCAUGCAGAUUCUGAAUUUGAACGAAAGCAACCUGAACCGCAAAAAACUGAAAGAGGUCCACAGACGCAUCAUGUUGGCAAAUCAUCCGGACAAAGGUGGGAGUCCGUACCUGGCCACGAAGAUCAACGAAGCGAAGGACUUUCUCGAGAAGAGAGGAUUGAGGAAAUAA